AUGGGGCCGCUCUGGCCGCCGCUGCUGCUGGGCGCGCUGUGCUGGGCGCCGGCGUGGACGUGGGCGUCGGCGGGGCCCCGCCACGGCCUGAGCGGCGCCUGGACCGUGCGCAACGCCAACGGCUCGCUGCAGCUGCCCGGCGCCGUGCCCGGCUGCGUGCACACCGCGCUGCGGCGACGGGGCCUCAUCCAGGACCCUUACUACAGAUUCAAUGACCUGGAGUACAGGUGGAUUGCUCUUGACAACUGGACCUACAGCACGGACUUCACACUCCCCACUGCCCUCAGGAAAUGGAAGAAUAUCCACCUGAUUUUUGAAGGAGUCGACACUGUGGCCCAAAUCCUGCUGAAUAAUGUCACUAUUGGGAAGACAGACAACAUGUUUGUCAGAUACGGCUUUCCCGUGGGCCACUUGCUUCAGGCCCAGAACCGGCUGGAGCUGCGCCUACUGUCCCCAGUGCUGUUUGCAGCAUGGCAGAGCCGCAACUACCCGGGGCUCCCCGUGCCCCCCGCCUGCCCGCCGCUCGUGCAGAAAGGCGAGUGCCACGUCAACUUCAUCCGCAAGGCACAGUGCUCUUUCAGCUGGGACUGGGGCCCUGCCUUUCCCACCAUGGGCAUUUGGAAGGAUGUCUGGCUGGAGGGCUACAGCACCUGCCGCCUGGACUACCUCACCUUCGCGCCGCUCUACAAUGAUACAGCAAGGACGUGGGAUCUUGACAUCGAAGCUGCUUUUGAGGUGAUGGGCUUGGGGCCGCUCAGGGGCCUGGCAAUCAUCACCCUCCCCGAGCUGCUUGUCCAGCAGAAACUCGCCCUUUCCCUCCCGCCUGGAAAAAGCGUUGCUGAGCUGGGAGUGAGAAUCAACCCGAAUAUUAGUGUCGAAAUGUGGUGGCCUCAUGGAUUCGGGAACCAGACUGGCUACAACAUGUCCGUUGAGUUUGUACUGGACGGGGACACGUAUAUCACAAAGACAGUGAAGGUUUAUUUUAGGACAGUGGAGCUGGUGGAGGAGAAAAUACAAGGGUCUGAGGGCUUGAGUUUCUACUUCAAGAUUAACGGGCUCCCCAUAUUUCUGAAAGGCUCCAACUGGGUCCCCGCCGAUUCCUUCCAGGACAGGGUAACACCCGCCCUGCUACAGCGUCUCUUGCAGUCAGUGGUGGAUGCUAACAUGAAUGUGCUACGGGUCUGGGGUGGUGGCAUCUAUGAGCAGGACGAGUUCUACCGGCUCUGCAACGAGCUGGGGAUCAUGGUGUGGCAGGACCUGAUGUUCGCCUGUGCCCUGUACCCCACGGACGAGUCUUUCCUCAGCUCUGUGCGCACUGAGGUUGCCCAGCAGGUCCAGAGACUGAAGCCUCACCCCUGCAUCAUCCUGUGGAGUGGCAACAACGAGAACGAGCUGGCGCUGGUGGCCGACUGGUUCCACACGGCUGCCCACGCGGGUGCCUAUCGCGCUGACUACGUGACACUCUACGUGAAGACCAUCCGCUCCGUGGUGCUGGCAAGAGACAGAACACGCCCGUUCAUCGCCUCUAGCCCCACCAACGGCGCCCAGUCAGUGGCUGAGGGCUGGCUGGCAGCUGACCCGGACAGCAGCUUGUAUGGAGACACACACUUCUACGACUACACACUGAACUGCUGGGACUGGAGUGUGUUUCCCAAGGCACGCCUGGUGUCCGAGUAUGGCUAUCAGUCCUGGCCGUCCUUCAGCACACUGCAGCAGGUCUCAGCUCCCGAGGACUGGUUCCCCGACAGCCCCUUCCUCACCCACCGGCAGCACCAUCAAGGGGGCAACCAGGAGAUGCUGAGGCAGGUGGCCCUGAAUUUCAACCUGUCCCGGAGCGCAGACCCGCAGCAGCAGCUCCGAGACACCAUCUACCUGACCCAGGUGAUGCAGGCCCAGUGUGUGAAGAGCGAGACCGAGUUCUACCGUGGCAGCCGCAGCGAGCUGGAGUCGGGCCGGGGCCACACCAUGGGCGCGCUCUACUGGAUGCUGAGCGACAUCUGGCCUGCCCCGUCCUGGGCCUCGCUCGAGCACGGGGGCAAGUGGAAGAUGCUGCACUACUUGGCCCGCCGCUUCUUCGCGCCGCUGCUGCCCGUGGCCCAGGAGCGGGCCGGGGCGCUCGAGGUGGUCGCGCUGUCGGACCUGCGCGCGCCGCUGACCGUCCGGCUGCAGGUGCAGCUGUUCGCCUGGAGCUCGCUGCGGCCGCGCUGCUCGCUCGUCCUGGCCCCGGCGCAGCUGGCGCCCGGCGCGGCCUCGCUGCUGUGGCGGGCGCCGCUGCCCCCCCUGCUGGCGCGCUGCGGCAACUGCACGCGCGCGUCCUGCCUGCUGCGGCUGCGGCUGCGGGCCGGCGGCCGGCCCCGCGGCCCCGACAACCACCUGUUCCUGGCGCCGCUCAAGGCCGCGCAGGGGCUGCGCGACCCACGACUCGCUGUGAACAUCUCUCAGCAAGGGGACGCGUUUGCCUUCACACUGGAGACACAGGCUGUGGCAGCCUUUGUGUGGCUGGACGUGGGGAACAUCCCAGGGCGGUUCAGCGACAACGGCUUCCUCCUGACAACACGGACACGCGUCGUGCAGUUCUACCCCUGGGCACCCACCAGCGUAAGCGACCUGAGGCAUGAGCUCCACGUGACGACACUGGCCGACAUCUGAGGCGUCAGUUCUGCCAUCUUGGGGGAUGCCUGCUGCCAGUCUUUUGGCCCUGGACAUGGCUCUCUGGAGGAAGGACUGCUCGAACCUGGGUUGGGAGUCGGUGGAGUCCGAGCGAGGGAGAUGGAAGGGGCCACUAAGGGCUGAGCUUGUCUUUACUGCUGUGAGAACUUUUCGUGUGCUUAGUGAUGGGGAACUUGAAGGCUUAUAAAUUCUGUUCACCCUU
Molecule: messenger RNA, 2872 nt
Organism: Suncus etruscus (white-toothed pygmy shrew)
Lineage: Eukaryota; Metazoa; Chordata; Mammalia; Eulipotyphla; Soricidae
Gene: MANBA
Product: mannosidase beta
Exons: 17
Coding region: 1-2649 (882 amino acids)
Biological process (GO): glycoprotein catabolic process; carbohydrate metabolic process
Molecular function (GO): beta-mannosidase activity
Source: RefSeq, a predicted model, not a curated record